CUGACCUGCUCCCACACUGCACUGCGGCAGCGUGCGUCCAAGAUGGCGGCAGGUCCGAUUUCUGAACGGAAUCAAGAUGCCACGGUGUACGUUGGAGGUCUGGAUGAGAAAGUGUCGGAAGCUCUGCUGUGGGAACUGUUCCUACAAGCUGGACCAGUCGUGAACACACACAUGCCAAAGGACAGGGUAACACAGGCACAUCAAGGCUACGGGUUUGUGGAGUUUAUGUCAGAAGAAGAUGCAGACUAUGCCAUCAAGAUCAUGAACAUGAUCAAACUGUAUGGAAAACCCAUCAGAGUAAAUAAGGCCUCAGCUCACAAUAAGAACCUGGAUGUUGGAGCCAACAUCUUCAUCGGUAACCUGGACCCUGAGAUUGACGAGAAACUCCUGUAUGAUACCUUCAGCGCCUUUGGAGUUAUUCUGCAGACACCAAAGAUCAUGAGAGAUCCAGAAACAGGAAACUCCAAGGGUUACGCCUUCAUCAACUUUGCCAGUUUUGAUGCCUCUGAUGCAGCGAUUGAGGCCAUGAAUGGACAGUACCUGUGUAACAGACCCAUCACCAUAUCAUAUGCCUUCAAGAAGGACUCCAAAGGAGAGAGACAUGGUUCAGCUGCAGAGAGGUUACUGGCUGCCCAGAACCCGCUGUCGCAGGCAGACCGGCCCCACCAGCUGUUUGCUGAUGCCCCGCCCACCCCACAGUCCAACCCACCCAUGUCAUCAGCACCUCCGCAGGGCGGCCCUCCUCCUGGAAUGCCCCCUCCAGGCAUGCCCCCUCCGCCACCCCCUCCGAGUCCCCCCACCCCCAUGCCUCCACCAGGAAUGGGAAUCGCCCACCCUCGAGGUGGGCCCCCUGGUCCCGUCCCCCCUCCACCCACCCCUAUGGGCAUGCCCCCCAUGCCGGUCCCCCCACCCCCCUCAUCUGGAGGCAUGCCGUCUGCCAGCAAUGCCGCCUCUACCUCCGCAACAACAUCACAAGACCUGGCCACCACCACGUCAGCUACCAACAUGCCCCCUCCCCCCGGGGGGCACCACAUGGGACCCCCUCCUGGUAUGCAGGGCCCCCCUGGCAUGAUGCCCCCACCUCCCUGGGGUGGCCCAGGUAUGCCUGGCCCGGGUAUGCCACCCCCUCCUGGACACCCCGGCAUGGGGCCGCCCCGAGGCCCCCCUCGUGGGCCACCCCCCGGCAUGAUGCCCCCUCCUGGCUUCAUGGGAGGUCCACCAGGACCCCCCAGACCUCCACCUUUUGGUCCAGGACCAGGUUUUCCACGCGGCCCUCCACCAAGAGGCAUGAGACUACCACCCCCGCCCAGAGGAAUGAGACCACCCAUGCCACCAAGACCAAGAUAGAAAUAUGCCAGAAGAUACCAUGUCUAAGGGGGCAAAGAGGGAUGGGUUUUUAUUUUUUUUCUCAGUGACCAAUGUAGAGAAGAAACAUUCUUCACCAUUUUGUUAUAUUCAGUUGUUUUUCUUACUCUUAGAAGACUAGUCUGUCAUUCCAUCAGAAAGGUAUAGUUUGUUAUAAAUGUAGUCCUUAUCACACAUUAAGAACUAUCCCCCUGAACUAGAGCUGUGUACCUAAACAAAUUUUAGUUACAGGUACAGGUACACAGGUUUAGGUACAGGUCCAAACCUGAAACUGUAUCUGAAAGAUCCAGCAAAUAAACAUGUUCUUCUGAACUCCUUCCAUAAUGACAGAAACAUGAGUAAACUUGACAGUUAAGUGUAAGUUUUUGUUUAUGGAGAAGUCUUAUAUAAAACAUAGGCAAAACUAAGUUGUUUCAGUUAUCAUUUCCUACCCUGCAACACAAAGUGGCAUCUAGAGGUAGCAUAACUAAUAUGCAACAGAUCUUUAAUUAAAUUCACAACAUACAAUUGUUGUAGUCUAAAGGUUUUUUAUCAUACUGAAGUUUUCUGCUCAAAACUCGUGGAAUAUCGCGAGAUCUUGAAAAAAAUGGCCGACCUUAUUUACACUAGUGCCAAGCGCUACAGAUUUCUUUCUUUUUAUUCCAACAUUUCACGACUAGACAUGGUGACUAGCGGUCAGGCCGAUACCUCGGCCGGUACGGAAUACCCAGUGUUGUAUUCUAUAUUCAUGUAGUACCAUUGCUCUAUAUAGUAAUUUCGUAACGUGUGUACUGAAGUAUCAAUGGAAGUAUACAGAAGAAUUUUCUUAUUUAUGCACAUAACC
This is a messenger RNA of Branchiostoma belcheri (Belcher's lancelet), 2188 nucleotides long. RefSeq names its product splicing factor 3B subunit 4-like. The record is from RefSeq and is a predicted model, not a curated record. Gene Ontology annotation, biological process: positive regulation of mRNA splicing, via spliceosome. Gene Ontology annotation, cellular component: U12-type spliceosomal complex; nucleolus. NCBI's taxonomy places the organism in Eukaryota, Metazoa, Chordata, Leptocardii, Amphioxiformes, Branchiostomatidae. Gene Ontology annotation, molecular function: RNA binding.